AUGUGUGUCUACAGUCCUGCACUGGAUACCGUAUACGUGGCAAUCUUCGGGGAAACCGGGGAAGUGCCGGGCAUCUUCAAAUAUUAUGCCAAUUGUUCCCUGUGUGGUACCUGUUGUGGUGGCAGGAGUUGUUCCUGGAGUGGUUCCAGUUGUUGUUCCUGUUGUGGUACCUGUUGUGGUACUUGGUGUGGUUCCAGUUGUUGUUCCUGUUGUGGUACCUGUUGUUGUUCCUGUUGUGGUUCCAGUUGUUGUUCCUGUUGUGGUUCCAGUUGUUGUUCCUGUUGUGGUUCCAGUGACAUCACCUACAUUUGUUGUUCCUGUUGUGGUACCUGUUGUGGUACUUGGUGUGGUUCCAGUUGUUGUUCCUGUUGUGGUACCUGUUGUUGUUCCUGUUGUGGUUCCAGUUGUGGUGUGCAAGUGACAGUGUGCCAACUGCAGCACAUCCAUCUACAUUCAUAG
Lytechinus variegatus (green sea urchin) is the source of this 459-nucleotide messenger RNA. Its product is annotated as keratin-associated protein 5-1-like. NCBI's taxonomy places the organism in Eukaryota, Metazoa, Echinodermata, Echinoidea, Temnopleuroida, Toxopneustidae. Bases 1 to 459 code for a protein of 152 amino acids. The transcript is spliced from 5 exons. The record is from RefSeq and is a predicted model, not a curated record.